This is a messenger RNA of Sitophilus oryzae (rice weevil), 1192 nucleotides long. RefSeq lists its product as uncharacterized. The record is from RefSeq and is a predicted model, not a curated record. The transcript has 5 exons. Gene Ontology annotation, molecular function: protein binding. Lineage: Eukaryota; Metazoa; Arthropoda; Insecta; Coleoptera; Curculionidae. Bases 158 to 1045 code for a protein of 295 amino acids.
AUAGCAAACAUUUAUAUUUAAGUUAUAUGCGUUUGAGGUUAAAUUUAUUGUUUUUUUCACUGUGGUACCCUAUAAAUUCGGAUGCAUUUAUUUUGUUGCUGAAUCUAUCAGCGCAGUGUAUGUCUUUUGAGUUUCAACGUUAAAUAACUGCCUUGACAUGCCUCUGGAAAUUACCUGUAGAGCUUCUGACAAUGAUAAACACGAGUGGGACGUAACAUACUUGCUGUAUCAUGGAGGAAAACUUUAUAGUGCUGCAGAUGAUGGAAAAAUAAUGAUUUGGUCUCAAGAUUUAACCAAGUUAAAUGAGGUGCAAGCCCAUCCCUGUUCAGUUUACUGUCUUACUGUCGGUGAUGGAGUACUAUGGUCUUGUUCCAAUGAUGGUACUAUCAAAUCUUGGCACCUAGAAACACUCAAACCUAUAGAAACGUUGGUGGAAGAUCAGGAAGUAGAAUUUUGGCAGAUUAAGUAUGCCAAAAACUGUCUGUUUUCUGGAGACAGCAAAGGAAAUAUCAAUGUUUACAAGAAGAAUAAGCUUUAUGGACAGAUAAACUUAGCAGAACCAGUGAAAUUGAUGUUGAUGUCUGGACCUCUGAUUUUUACAGUUCGUGAUUUGGAUUUGGUCAUUACAGAAAUGAAGAUUGAAAAAGACAAUAUUCAGUAUGGUAUGAAGCAAGUGUUCAUGGGAAGAGCGCCAGCUACCUUAAUAGGCAAAAAUUUAUUUGCCUACUCAACAAGAGAAGGAAGAGAAGUUGUUAUCCAUGAGAAUAACCUUGAGAAGAACUUUAAAGCUGUGGCCAGAAUAACGGAGUGUUCGGAUUUACUAAUCAACGCUUUGGAAGGUGUGGUGUGGAAUAAUACUGAGCACCUCUUCAGCGGUGGAUGGGAUAAAAUCUUAAAACACUGGUCCAUAACGCGGAAUUGUCCAGAGAAUGUAGCAAGUCUGAAUCUGGAUUUGGUAAUCAAUGUGAUAUCUGCUGGAGAGAAAAACGAGGUAUACGUAGGCGGUGCAGAUGGGCAUUUGCUUAGAGUUACUGUAAAGCCUUAGAAAUAAUAAUUUCUAUUGAUUAAAAGUGUGAUAUUGUAUUUAGAGUUAGUGAGAUUUUGUUUUGUUUUGAUCCUAUUUUAUAAAGAUUGAUUGUCUAUAUUUUUGUAAUCUGUUUAUUUCGGAUUUUUAUAAUGUAAAUAAACGUUU